GCUGGCGGUUUUUGUCACUAUUUGAGUAGUGAUGGAGAGCGGGUCCAGAUUAGGAGCUGGGGACCCAGCCCCUGCCAUUGAGCGUCCCGGGAUCCAGCCCGGCCCCACUGCGAGAGUCAGCACGGCCAGGUCCUCGUUCGCUAGCUCGGGCCCCGCGGCAGCGUUGGGCGGUGGUCAGCCCGUGGAAACACAAUCUCGGGCUGCUUUUAAGAGUCAGAUACCCCAGAGGUCCAAAGAGAUAGAAUUCCACAAGGCUCUCAACUCAACAGACCCAGAAAAUGAAUUGAAUAAAACCACCAAGCAGAGGCAGAUGAAGACUAUGGAUCCUGCUAUUAAGAAGAACAUUAGAAAGAGCUACAGACCAUUAAAUCGACAGAAAGCUGAGGAAGAGCUCAAAGAGAAGAACCAGCUGUUAGAAGCAGUUAACAAGCAGUUGUACCUGAAGCUGACUGAAAGCCAGGAAGAGCUGAAGGUGCUGACUCAAAAGGUGGAACUGCUGGAGGAAUCUCAGGAUAGCUACUUGGCAAUUUUGGAGAGUGGCAAUAUUGACCCAGUUACAGGCAAACAGAUCCUGGAAAACCAUCAAGAAACAAUGAAAUGUCAAAAGGACUCUAUGUUGCUCUUGGAAAGUCUGAAAGAUGAACUGAAGCUUUUUAACCAGACAGCUACAAAGCAGAUGGAGGAGUUACAGGCAUUAAAAGUGAAGUUGAAGGUGGAAGAAGAGAAGAGAUCUCAUUUCCUAGAAAAACGGGCAGCAUUUAACAACAAAAAAGAUGAUCUCACAGCCAUCCUUAAACAAAUGGAACAAUUACUAGCACUUUGAGCAGAAAGAGGGUUCAU
Molecule: messenger RNA, 840 nt
Organism: Gracilinanus agilis (Agile Gracile Mouse Opossum)
Lineage: Eukaryota; Metazoa; Chordata; Mammalia; Didelphimorphia; Didelphidae
Gene: KNSTRN
Product: kinetochore localized astrin (SPAG5) binding protein
Exons: 9
Coding region: 32-823 (263 amino acids)
Biological process (GO): spindle organization; regulation of attachment of spindle microtubules to kinetochore; mitotic sister chromatid segregation
Cellular component (GO): microtubule plus-end; mitotic spindle; kinetochore
Source: RefSeq, a predicted model, not a curated record